Molecule: messenger RNA, 793 nt
Organism: Eufriesea mexicana
Lineage: Eukaryota; Metazoa; Arthropoda; Insecta; Hymenoptera; Apidae
Gene: CBP
Product: sarcoplasmic calcium-binding protein
Exons: 6
Coding region: 1-777 (258 amino acids)
Molecular function (GO): calcium ion binding
Source: RefSeq, a predicted model, not a curated record
AUGAAAAUGACAUUAUUACGAACUGGUCUAAGAUUUGUAAUUUCUAACAAAUGUUUUGAAAAAAGAGCAAUUUCUACUUUAUACCAUGGAAUUCCAGAAAAACAAAAUAUUCAACACUAUAAACAGUAUUAUAAAAUAGCCCAGCGUACGUACGGUAAAAGAAGCAUGUACCAAACGAGUAUUUCAACUUCUAUAAACGAACAAGAUACUGAUAACGAUUCGGAUAGCGAACAAGAAAAAGGACAAUCAUUUUUUUGGAGAAGAAAAAUGCGAACAUUACAUAGUCAUCUGGAUGUUAAUAAAGAUGGGGUUAUCAGUUAUGACGAUUUUAUGUUGCUUGGAGACCGAUUUUCUGACUUAGGACACUUAACUUUAGAAGCUAAAACUGAAUUUAAAAAAGUAUUAAAUGAAAUGUGGGAGGAGCAGUGGGGAGAAAUUAGCCCCUAUAAUCUCAUUUGCGUAGAAAAAUAUCUAGAAGAAAUGCAACAUGUUCUUAAUGACACAUCAUUAAAAAAAAAGUGUCAUCACUUUUUACCAUUUUUAUUCAAAGCAGUUGACAAAGAUCAAAGUGGUGAAAUUUCUGUACAAGAAUUUAAAUUAUUUUUCCAGUGUUUAGAUCUUACACACGAUGAUGCAAUUAUUUCCUUCAGUCAUAUUGAUACUAAUGAUGAUGGUAAAAUUAGCUUUGAAGAAUUUAUAACAUUGGGCCGUGAGUUUUUCAUAACAGAAGAUCCAACAAAACCCAGUAAAUAUUUCUGGGGUCCAUUAGUGGAUUAGAUUUCUUAUUGCGACC